GCAGAAGUCUGGGCAGCUGCGGGAGGAGAGGUUUGGGAGGCGCGGGAGAUGUCCACCCUGGGCUGGUGGCGCCGCCGGGCGCCGGGCGCCAUGAGGGUGCGCUAGGCGGCUGUUCGUGCCCGAGGCUGCGCAGCACUGAGGUGAGCUUUGCCUUCUUGAUCUUCCGUCCUUCUUGGAGACGACUGGCGAGAGGAAGAGGGACUAGGUCCAAACGCUAGGUGGCUGGGUCCAGAUACCUGUGUUUUGACUCUGUUCCUGUGGAUAGCUGCUUGGUCUGAAGUUCCAGAAAGGAUCCUGUUCCCAGACAGGUCCCUGAGUACUGACGGUCACAGGCUGCCGCGUCUUUCCUGUUGACUCAUGUUUGGUUCCUCCAGUGAAAAUUUUACUUAGAGAAAUGCUGCCUCCAAAGCACUUGUCUGCCACCAAACCUAAGAAGUCCUGGGCCCCAAAUCUGUAUGAGCUAGACAGUGACUUGACUAAGGAGCCGGAUGUCAUCAUAGGAGAAGGUCCAACUGACUCUGAGUUUUUUCAUCAGAGGUUUCGGAACCUAAUCUAUGUGGAAUUUGUUGGGCCUCGGAAGACCCUGAUCAAACUCCGAAACCUCUGCCUCGAUUGGUUGCAGCCGGAGACCCGCACCAAGGAGGAGAUCAUCGAGCUCUUGGUCCUUGAGCAGUACCUGACCAUCAUCCCUGAAAAGCUCAAGCCUUGGGUGCGAGCAAAAAAGCCGGAGAACUGUGAGAAGCUCGUCACUCUGCUGGAGAAUUACAAGGAGAUGUACCAACCAGAAGACGACAACAACAGUGACGUGACCAGCGACGACGACAUGACCCGGAACAGAAGAGAGUCCUCACCACCUCACUCAGUCCAUUCUUUCAGUGGUGACCGGGACUGGGACCGGAGGGGCAGAAGCAGAGACAUGGAGCCACGAGACCGCUGGUCCCACACCAGGAACCCAAGAAGCAGGAUGCCUCCGCGGGAUCUUUCCCUUCCUGUGGUGGCGAAAACAAGCUUUGAAAUGGACAGAGAGGACGACAGGGACUCCAGGGCUUAUGAGUCCCGAUCUCAGGAUGCUGAAUCAUACCAAAAUGUGGUGGACCUCGCUGAGGACAGGAAACCUCACAACACAAUCCAGGACAACAUGGAAAACUACAGGAAGCUGCUCUCCCUCGGAGUGCAGCUUGCUGAAGACGAUGGCCACUCCCACAUGACGCAGGGCCACUCAUCAAGAUCCAAGAGAAGUGCCUACCCAAGCACCAGUCGAGGUCUAAAAACUAUGCCUGAAGCCAAAAAAUCAACCCACCGGCGGGGGAUUUGUGAAGAUGAAUCUUCCCACGGAGUGAUAAUGGAAAAAUUCAUCAAGGAUGUGUCACGCAGUUCCAAAUCGGGAAGAGCAAGGGAGUCAAGCGACCGGUCACAGAGAUUCCCCAGAAUGUCAGAUGAUAACUGGAAGGACAUUUCAUUGAACAAGAGGGAGUCAGUGAUCCAGCAGCGGGUUUAUGAAGGGAAUGCAUUUAGGGGAGGCUUUAGGUUUAAUUCAACCCUUGUUUCCAGAAAGAGAGUUCUUGAAAGAAAGAGGCGCUAUCAUUUUGACACAGAUGGGAAGGGCUCGAUUCACGAUCAAAAAGGCUGUCCCAGGAAGAAGCCCUUUGAAUGUGGUAGUGAGAUGAGAAAAGCCAUGAGCGUGAGCAGCCUGAGCAGCCUCAGCUCCCCCUCCUUUACCGAGUCACAGCCAAUUGAUUUUGGGGCAAUGCCAUAUGUAUGUGAUGAGUGUGGGAGGUCGUUCAGUGUCAUCUCAGAAUUUGUUGAGCACCAGAUCAUGCAUACUAGAGAGAACCUCUAUGAGUAUGGUGAGUCCUUUAUCCACAGUGUGGCUGUCAGUGAAGUUCAGAAAAGUCAGGUUGGAGGGAAACGUUUUGAAUGUAAGGACUGUGGAGAGACCUUCAAUAAGAGUGCCGCCUUGGCUGAACAUCGGAAGAUUCAUGCUAGAGGUUAUCUUGUGGAAUGUAAGAAUCAGGAAUGUGAGGAAGCCUUCAUGCCUAGCCCCACCUUUAGUGAGCUUCAGAAAAUAUAUGGCAAAGACAAAUUCUACGAGUGCAGGGUGUGUAAGGAAACCUUCCUUCAUAGUUCUGCCCUGAUUGAGCACCAGAAAAUCCACUUUGGGGAUGACAAAGAUAAUGAGCGUGAACAUGAACGUGAACGUGAACGUGAGCGCGGGGAAACCUUUAGGCCCAGCCCAGCCCUUAAUGAGUUUCAGAAAAUGUAUGGUAAAGAGAAAAUGUACGAAUGUAAGGUGUGUGGGGAGACUUUCCUUCAUAGCUCAUCCCUGAAAGAACAUCAGAAAAUCCAUACUAGAGGGAACCCAUUUGAAAACAAGGGUAAAGUGUGUGAGGAAACCUUUAUUCCUGGUCAGUCCCUUAAAAGGCGUCAGAAAACUUACAAUAAGGAGAAGCUCUGUGACUUUACAGAUGGCCGGGAUGCCUUCAUGCAAAGCUCAGAGCUCAGUGAGCAUCAGAAAAUUCAUUCUCGAAAGAACCUCUUUGAAGGCAGAGGGUAUGAGAAAUCUGUCAUUCAUAGUGGGCCAUUCACUGAAUCUCAGAAGAGUCAUACUAUAACAAGACCUCUUGAAAGUGAUGAGGACGAAAAGGCGUUCACCAUUAGCUCUAACCCCUAUGAAAACCAGAAGAUUCCCACUAAGGAAAAUGUCUAUGAGGCAAAAUCAUAUGAGAGGUCUGUUAUUCAUAGCUUAGCCUCUGUGGAAGCUCAGAAAAGUCACAGUGUAGCAGGGCCCAGUAAACCAAAAGUAAUGGCAGAGUCUACCAUUCAGAGCUUCGAUGCUAUCAACCAUCAGAGAGUUCGUGCUGGAGGGAACACCUCUGAAGGAAGGGAAUACAGUAGGUCUGUUAUCCAUAGCUUAGUGGCUUCCAAACCUCCAAGAAGUCACAAUGGAAAUGAAUUGGUGGAAUCUAAUGAGAAGGGAGAAUCCUCCAUUUAUAUCUCAGACCUUAAUGAUAAGCGACAGAAGAUUCCUGCCAGAGAGAACCCUUGUGAAGGGGGCAGUAAGAAUCGCAACUAUGAAGACUCUGUCAUACAGAGUGUAUUCCGUGCCAAACCUCAGAAAAGUGUUCCUGGAGAGGGAUCUGGUGAGUUUAAGAAGGAUGGCGAAUUCUCUGUUCCCAGCUCAAAUGUCCGUGAAUACCAGAAGGCUCGUGCUAAAAAGAAAUACAUUGAGCAUAGGAGCAAUGAGACCUCUGUAAUUCACUCUCUGCCUUUUGGUGAACAAACAUUUCGCCCUCGAGGGAUGCUCUAUGAAUGUCAGGAGUGUGGGGAGUGCUUUGCUCAUAGCUCUGACCUCACUGAGCACCAGAAGAUUCAUGAUAGGGAGAAGCCCUCUGGAAGCAGAAACUAUGAAUGGUCUGUCAUUCGCAGCUUGGCCCCUACUGACCCUCAAACAAGUUACGCCCAAGAGCAGUAUGCUAAAGAGCAAGCGCGGAACAAAUGUAAGGACUUCAGACAAUUUUUUGCUACCAGCGAAGACCUCAACACAAACCAGAAAAUCUAUGACCAAGAGAAGUCUCAUGGCGAGGAGUCUCAAGGCGAGAAUACUGAUGGGGAGGAGACCCACAGCGAGGAGACCCAUGGUCAGGAGACAAUUGAAGACCCUGUCAUUCAAGGCUCAGACAUGGAAGACCCUCAGAAGGAUGACCCUGAUGACAAAAUCUAUGAAUGUGAGGACUGUGGCCUGGGCUUUGUGGAUCUCACAGACCUCACAGACCAUCAGAAAGUCCACAGCAGGAAGUGCCUGGUUGACAGUCGGGAGUACACACAUUCUGUAAUUCACACCCAUUCCAUCAGCGAGUAUCAGAGAGAUUACACUGGAGAGCAGCUGUAUGAAUGUCCAAAGUGUGGGGAAUCUUUUAUUCAUAGCUCAUUCCUUUUCGAGCAUCAGAGAAUCCAUGAACAAGACCAGUUGUAUUCCAUGAAGGGGUGUGAUGAUGGUUUUAUUGCCCUCUUGCCCAUGAAGCCACGGAGGAAUCGUGCUGCAGAGAGGAAUCCUGCUCUUGCUGGGUCGGCCAUUCGAUGCCUUUUGUGUGGACAAGGCUUCAUUCAUAGCUCUGCCCUUAAUGAGCAUAUGAGACUUCAUAGGGAAGAUGAUUUACUGGAGCAGAGCCAGAUGGCUGAGGAAGCUAUCAUUCCAGGCUUAGCCCUCACUGAGUUUCAGAGAAGUCAGACCGAAGAGAGACUCUUUGAAUGUGCAGUCUGUGGAGAAUCUUUCGUCAACCCAGCAGAACUUGCAGAUCACGUAACUGUUCAUAAGAAUGAGCCCUAUGAGUACGGGUCCUCCUAUACUCACACCUCAUUUCUUACUGAGCCCCUCAAAGGAGCUAUACCAUUCUAUGAAUGCAAGGAUUGUGGUAAGUCCUUUAUUCAUAGCACAGUCCUCACUAAACAUAAGGAGCUUCAUCUGGAAGAAGAAGAAGAAGAUGAAGCAGCAGCAGCUGCAGCAGCAGCAGCCCAGGAAGUUGAAGCCAAUGUCCAUGUUCCACAAGUAGUUCUGAGGAUUCAGGGCUUAAACGUAGAGGCUGCUGAGCCAGAAGUGGAGGCUGCCGAGCCAGAAGUGGAGGCUGCUGAGCCAGAAGUGGAGGCUGCUGAGCCAAACGGAGAGGCUGAAGGGCCAGAUGGAGAGGCUGCAGAGCCCAUUGGAGAGGCUGGACAGCCAAAUGGAGAGGCCGAGCAGCCAAAUGGGGAUGCUGAUGAGCCAGAUGGUGCAGGUAUUGAAGACCCAGAAGAAAGAGCUGAAGAGCCAGAGGGAAAAGCUGAAGAGCCAGAGGGAGAUGCCGACGAGCCUGACGGUGUGGGAAUUGAAGACCCAGAAGAAGGUGAAGAUCAAGAGAUUCAGGUAGAAGAACCAUACUAUGACUGCCAUGAAUGCACAGAAACCUUCACUUCCAGCACAGCAUUCAGUGAACACCUGAAAACUCAUGCCAGCAUGAUCAUAUUUGAGCCUGCAAAUGCCUUUGGGGAGUGCUCAGGCUACAUCGAACGUGCCAGCACCAGCACAGGUGGUGCCAAUCAAGCUGAUGAGAAGUACUUCAAAUGUGACGUCUGUGGGCAGCUCUUCAAUGACCGCCUGUCCCUCGCCAGACACCAGAAUACCCACACUGGCUGAGGGCAUGGGGUAAAGGUUAGAAAACCUUCACCUAGGACUUGACCCUUACCAAACCACAGAGAAUCCAAACCAAUCCAUGAUAAUGUCAGUAGGAGACUUAACCUUAGUGUGUUACACACCUGACUUAACAUCUCUAAACUCAGAUUGAAAAGAGACCGAAUGUGCAGAUUCCACAGUCUUAAGCUUUCCCCUUCAGAUGUCAGUGUCUGCAUGUGGGAAAGCCAUAGCACACAUCUUACCUUUCCAAGUAAUCAGAUUGAGAAAACCCUAUGAGUAUUCCAGACUACAGAGUUUGCCCAAAUCAACUGUAAAUGACACUUGUGUAACGUAUAUAUAGUGUUUCAUGAGGUGUAUAUAAAAUAGCAAAUUAUGACAGAACAGUGAUCACAUAUAUUUGGAUUUAUAUGAUAUACAGUUACAGUUUACUCUGCAGAGGUACCUUACCUGGUAUUCUUUGAAUUUUUUUUUUUUUUGGAGGAGGAAGAGAGCAACAAAUUUGAUUAUAUUUUUAAGUGUCUUAGAUCCUGAGAAAGAUUUAUUGUGCAUUAUUUGAACCCUGUCAAUAUCUUUUUGAGUAAUUGUUUUGUUUCUUACCCUUAAAUAGUCUUGUGAAGCUGUAGGCAUGAUAGAUAACAUGGCUUUUACUCCUUACUGUUUGAAAAGAUAAGUACUUUAGCUUCUUUCUGCAGCCAUUUCAUCUGCGCCAACACUUUGGAACCUAAUACUGUGUAAGGCUUUACAAUAUACGGAUUGGCUUUUUGUGACCCAGAUUGAUUGGUUGCCACAUGUUAUGUUUGUUGAAGUGGUUCUCAUGCAAAAAUAUUACACAUUUGUGUUCUGGGUUUUUUUUUUUUUUAACCAACUCAAUAUGUGUUUGAUGAUAGUGAAUUGAUAAAACCCGAAGCUUUUCCCUGUAAAUCUUACAUCUUUGCCUUUAAAGAAUGGGUUACAACCAUCACUAGAUCACAGUAGUGCCUAAUGAAGGUUGAGAACCGUAGGAGAGGCUCUCAUGCUGUAAAUAAUGUUGCAGGCUAAUAACCUUUCAUCACUUCCUUUGUGCGCUUCCUGCCUUAAGUGACAAGUAGCAACAUGGCUUGGGUCCCCUGUGCAGCAUCAGCUUAUGCUGCCACAAGUCAGUUUGCACCCUAGGUGCCCAGGAGCUAGUAUCCUUAGAUCUUUCUAUCGCUAACUUAAUUCUCUUCGUUAUUUAUCUGACCCUCUAACUCCAUGUCUAACUUGCAUUAAAAAAAAAAAAAUUCUUUACAGUCAACCCAAGCUUAACAUGGACUCAGGUUCCCCAGCAGCCUUAAUUUGUUUUGUUAACAUCUGUUCCUUCUUUUUCAGCUCUCCUAGAGUAUUUCUGAGUGUUGUGUUCAUCUAAUCUUAGUAUUCUUUUAAUUACAAAUUGACCUCACAGCUUGAGGUUUCUUGUGUCCUAUUCUGUGGACUACCUGUGCUCCUUUGCUUCCCCUCCCCUCGCAUAAUAACUAUAUUAAGAAAUUUUUUUUGGCCUUGAGUUGGCUGGAAAAAAAAUAUAAAAUUUAAAAAAUUUAAAAAAAAAGAUUUGCAAAAUGUAAGUGUAGAUCAUUUGAACAAGCAAAAUUAAAGUACCCACUGGGGGAAAUGUGUCUGAAUCUUACUCUUCUGGAUCUGCAGGAUUAGGGCUUGGAAGUAUGUCAAAGAUGCAGGGAGUGUCAAAGUUUAGGAAGAUUGUAGAGCUGAGAGCAAGAAGCAGAAAUGAGUGAGUCAAAGAAGGGAGUCCUAAUAUAUCACCAGAUCUAGGAGGGGAGAGGAGACAGACAGAAGAAAACACCAGAGGCAAGAACUGUAGAAGGCCAGGUUUCUGAGAAUGAAUUGAGCGGGGUGUCCUGAGCAGUUUGGAAAAGGAGUUUUUGAUGGUAUGGUGUAGGUGAGGGCUGGCUGCAUAGGAAGGACUGAGGUUGGAACGGACAUCGGGAAAGCUGAGGGGCAGUGAGGUUUACUACAUGGGAAAAGGACUCUUGAAACGAGAAUCAGUGUUGAUGUCGGGGUGAACUUUGUGGGUACAUUACUUGGUGUUAACAUUGUUGGCAGUGGUAGCCCCUUUUCAGAAAGCAACUUGCUGUAAGUCAGGGUGUCCGUUCCAACCUUCAGCUAGUGAAAAGGUAGUAACAAAUGGUAAACAAGAGAAUGAUUGUUUAAACCUAUCUGUGGACACUUAAUGCAACUGUUUAAAAAUGAUAAUCACGAGUUAUGUAGCAACGUGGAAAUAUAUUUACAGAACAUUAAGUGGAGAAAGCAGGACACGAAAGUAUAUUUAUACUACAGUUAUAACUCAACAGUUCAUUUAUAUGCUGUUCAUUUAACAGUUCAUUUAAACAGUUCAUUAUAACUGUUUAAAAAUAUAUAUGCUUAUAGUCAAAAGCUGUUGUGGUGUUGUUGUUGUAGGCUUAUAGUUGAGCAUUAUUUUCUUAAAUUUCUUGAAUGUUCUUUAUGGUAGUGUUACUAAAAAGUUUAUGAUCACAUUUUCAUUGUGAACAUAAUUUGAACUCAUUAUCACACACUUGGAAAAUACAGAAAAGUGGAGGAAAAAAAAUCAUAUCCCCACCAUCCAAAGACAUAUACUCUCCUCUUAUCUUGUUCAUUCUUGUUUCUGUGCACAGGUUUAUGAUUAUAACUGUGUCAAAAUGUAUAUUCAAAAUAGCUGUUACAUUACCUUUGUGGAAUUAUGGUUAAAUACUUUCACUUUAAUUUUUUCAAAUGUUCCCUAUAAUAAUGUCCUGAUAACAGUGUAUUAUGUGUGUCUCCAUUGGUGUGCAUAAUACAUACCCAGAGGAAAAAUUAGAAAAUAAAGUAAAUUAUUUUAAAAAAUUACCUAUAUUCCCAACACCUAACAACUACUGCUAACAUCUUGAUCUGUUUCCUCUAUCUUGUUUCAGUGCACACGCUUGUGAUAACAGUGUUAAAUAUGUGUGCAUAAAGUCUUAAAUGAAAAGAUGUGGAAAAUAACUAAAAUAGUGUUGUCAUUGUGGGAAUUUGGUUAAAUAUUUUGUCUCAAAUUCCUUAAAUAAUCUUUGGUGUUUUGGUAAUAAAUUUUAUGUAUGUAUUUUCCAUUACAAAUAUAAUACAUACUCAUACAAAACUUUGGAAAUUCAGUAAAGAAAAUUCACACAUAUUCCCAACACCCAACAACAAUUAACUGUUAACAUCUUGAUCUGUGCACUAGUCUGUGAUUAUUAGGGUGUUAGUGAUAAGUAUGCAUAAAUGUCAAAGAUGGGAAGAAAGAUGAAAAACAAGAAAUAGUUGUGUGGUUGUUGUGGGAUUAUGGUUAUUUUGUUUCGGUUUCCUUGAAAGGUCAUCAUUCUAGUGUUUUGGUAGUCCACCUUUACUACAUAUAUUUCCAUUAUAUAUGAAAUGUGUUCAUUAUAGAAACUUUGAAGUUACAGAAAUGUAGAAGAGAAACUCACCCAUGUUUUCACCAUCCAAAGAGUGUGGUUAACAUCUUGAUAUAUUUUCUUCAUCUUGUUUCUGUGCACAGGUUUUUGGUUUGUUAAUAUGGUUGUGGUCAUUCUAUCUGUAAUAGUGUCAACAAUAAAAAUAAAGUUAAAAAUAAA
Molecule: messenger RNA, 8760 nt
Organism: Homo sapiens (human)
Lineage: Eukaryota; Metazoa; Chordata; Mammalia; Primates; Hominidae
Gene: PEG3
Product: paternally expressed 3
Exons: 10
Coding region: 395-5167 (1590 amino acids)
Cellular component (GO): cytoplasm; autophagosome; nucleus
Source: RefSeq, marked reviewed